Molecule: messenger RNA, 984 nt
Organism: Hevea brasiliensis (rubber tree)
Lineage: Eukaryota; Viridiplantae; Streptophyta; Magnoliopsida; Malpighiales; Euphorbiaceae
Exons: 1
Coding region: 1-984 (327 amino acids)
Source: RefSeq, a predicted model, not a curated record
AUGGACGGAGAGCAACAAGAGCUUCAGUUUCUUGGGUUCUUUGGAAUCUUGAAAGAAUCCUUCAAGAUUAUAGUUUCUUGGAGAAAAAUUUUUAGCCAGAUCACCCUUGCUUUUAUUCUUCCUCUCUCCUUCCUCUUCCUUGCUCAUAUCCAAAUCUCCCAGGUCCUUUUCUUCAAGAUUGAAGAUAGCUUAGAAUAUGGCAACGGACUCCAUCACAAAAAUUCCCAUAAAAUCUCCUCCGAAUGGAUUGCCUUCUGGCUUUUCAAGAUCGCCUACUUCAUUGUCCUUCUGAUACUUUCCCUUCUCUCUACUUCUGCAGUUGUUUAUACUAUUGCUUGCAUAUAUACUUCAAAGCCAAUCACCUUCAAGAAGGUGAUGAGCGUGGUGCCAAGAGUUUGGAAGAGGCUUAUGGUCACUUUUCUGUGGAGUUUUGCUAUAGUUUUUAUCUAUAAUGUUAUAGCAGCGGCAGUAAUUAUCUUGUGGGUGGUCCUUCAUGGAGGUAAUACUGUCUUUGGAGUUGUGAUUUUUGUGCUUCUCUUGAUUUUCUACAGUGUUGGGUUCUUGUAUAUUACCAUAAUUUGGCAUUUGGCAAGUGUGAUUUCUGUUUUAGAGGAAAUUUAUGGGAUCAAAGCCAUGAUCAAGAGCAGGAACUUGAUAAAGGGUAAGCUUGGGGUUGCAGUGGCUCUUUUUAUUUUGCUGGGGAUUUGUUUUGGUGGAAUUCAACUUCUUUUUGAGGCAUUUGUGGUGCUGGAAUGGCCACAAGACUUGGGAAUCAGAAUUGGAAUUGGAAUCCUUUGCUUCUUGUUGCUGUUUAAGGUGAUUCUAUUUUGGCUUGUGAUCCAAACAGUUCUCUACUUUGUGUGCAAAUCCUAUCACCAUGAGAAUAUUGAUAAGCCCUCCUUAUCAGAUCAUCUUGACGCUUAUCUUUUGGGGUAUGCUCCUUUAAAGGCAGCCAAUGUCCGAAUGGAGCAACUACAAGCAUAG